UGAGUCCCUGCGAGGUGUGCGGGCCCGGGCCGGAGCCCCGCGGCGCAGAGGCCGGAGCGGAGCUGUCAGCAUGGCCGGUGGCCCUGAGCCCUACAUUGAAAUAUUUGAGCAACCCAGGCAAAGGGGCAUGCGUUUCAGAUACAAAUGUGAGGGAAGAUCAGCAGGCAGCAUUCCAGGAGAACACAGUACUGAAAACAAUAAGACCUUCCCUUCCAUCCAGAUUCUGAACUAUUUUGGAAAAGUCAAAAUAAGAACUACACUGGUAACGAAGAGUGAGCCCUACAAGCCACACCCUCAUGAUCUGGUUGGAAAAGACUGCAGAGAUGGCUACUACGAAGCUGAGUUCGGGCCAGAACGGCGAGUCCUGUCUUUUCAGAACUUGGGCAUUCAGUGUGUGAAGAAGAAAGACCUGAAGGAAUCAAUUUCCUUACGAAUCUCCAAGAAAAUUAACCCUUUCAAUGUGCCUGAGGAGCAGCUGCACAACAUCGAUGAGUACGACCUCAACGUCGUCCGACUCUGCUUCCAAGCUUUCCUUCCCGACGAGCACGGCAACUACACGAUAGCCCUUCCUCCUCUGAUUUCCAACCCCAUCUAUGACAACAGAGCUCCCAACACCGCAGAAUUGAGAAUUUGUCGUGUGAACAAGAACUGUGGAAGCGUCAAAGGAGGAGAUGAAAUAUUUCUGCUGUGCGACAAAGUUCAGAAAGAUGACAUAGAAGUCAGGUUUGUCCUGGACAACUGGGAGGCCAAAGGUUCCUUCUCCCAGGCCGACGUUCACCGCCAGGUCGCAAUCGUGUUCCGGACGCCGCCGUUCCUCAGGGACAUCACCGAGCCCGUCACGGUGAAGAUGCAGCUGAGGAGACCCUCUGACCAGGAAGUCAGCGAACCCAUGGAUUUCAGAUACCUGCCAGAUGAAAAGGAUCCAUAUGGCAACAAAGCAAAAAGGCAGAGAUCAACGCUGGCUUGGCAGAAGCUCAUACAGGACUGUGGAUCAAACACGAUGGAGAGGCCCAAAGUAGCCCCAUUCCCUGUUGUCACUCCUGAAGGGAAGCUGAUUAAGAAAGAACCAAACAUGUUUUCCUCCACGCUGAUGAUGCCGUCAGGGUUGGGAGCCCUGUCCAACACGAGCCAGCUGUACCCGGGCUGCUCGCACACGCCGGCGCUGGGGCCGGGCAAGCAGGACGUGCUGUCCCCGAGCUGGCUGCACGGCUCCGCGUCCCCGGCCGGGCUGCUCGGCUCCCACCUGCACAGCAGCUUCUCCACGGAGCCCCAGCCCAGCGCCCCGAGCAGCAGCUCCCUCCCGGCCUUCCACGACAGCGCCCUGGCCUGGCCCGAUGAGAAGGAUUCGGGCUUCUUCCGGACCUACGGCAGCACCAACGGGCUGGGAGCCGUGGUGCUGUCGGCCGCCGAGCUGCAGAGCCUCCCCGGCGGCUCCGGCGUGCUCGGCAUGGACACGGACGACGUGAACUGCAGCAGCAUCAGCCUGGAGAAGUUCAGCGCCGUGCUGGGCAGCCACCGGCAGCAGCUGCAGCUGCCCACGGCCAACGCGGGCAGCGGAGCCGCCGCCUUCGCCUCGCAGCCCGGCCUGGCCGACCCCGGCUACGGCUUCAUGGAGCAGGAGGUGCUGAGCGAAGCCAGACUGUCCAGCGGCCACCAGGGCAGCCUGGCAGACGGCCAGUUCUACGACACCGACGGUGUCCACACUGACGAGCUCUAUCAGUCCUUCCCCUUCGAUAACAUUUUACAGAGCUAUAACCCGUGAGCCGGCGGCGCUGGGUACGUAGAGCUCCCCGGGCGCUGCUGCGUGGAGAGGAGUAAUUUACCCUUCUGGAGUCCCUGCUUUCUCUUUCAGAAUGUUGCUGUGCGAGUUCCGUGACAUAACUUAAAAUGUUAUUUAUUGCAGCCCAUAGUGGUGCCCGUAAAGUGGGAGGUGGGAGUGGGGUUUGGGGUUUCUGUACCUUAAAAGUACCUUGAAGACGUAUUUUUGCGCUGUUGGAAGUGGGAACUGUUAACACUUAAAGCUUCCUUACCUUUGGGGACUGUAAAAGCUGGCAUCUUCAGAAGGGUUAAAAUUUCAAAUACUUCACAGGGUUAAAGUUGUUUUGAAAUAGGCAUUUUUGCUAUAGAAAUUAAAUUGAAAUUUUGAUAGGACAGAAAUUAGGAAACAAAACUGGCACGUGAGCACUCGAGUUCAGUCUCAUCUAAUGAAUGACGUCUGAGUUCUGCUCAACUUACUUGAAAGGUUUAGGUUUUUAACCCCCUUUCCAUAAAUAUUCUUCUCCUAAAAUGAGAACAUGUAUUGAUUUUCCACACUGUCACCACACUCCAUUUGCUUUGAAGGCAAAUUUACUCGUAAAUUUUUUUUAAUGACUAUGUCAUUGUUAGAUAUAUUUAAAAAGACCGGAAGGUUUGAGUUUUUAAAUAGUCCAGCUCUGUUGUAAAGGAAAUCACUGCACAAGAGAAGGAACAGAAAGUGAGGACUUGUCUGCACUUCAUCCAGAGUGCACUAUUUUACAAGCCAUGCCCCUGUUGCUUUAGGAGUGAAGCUGUUAUUGCUCUGCAAGUUGUGUGUGUGUGUGUGUGUGUGUGUGUGUGUGUAGCUGCGAUGCGAGUGAGAUUUGGAAAGGCAGAAAUCUCUGGAGCCGAAGUAUCCGCUUACUCUUUCCUCAGGUAUCCCGGCAGUUUCCUGCUAUGCAAGUGACUGCUUCAAAGGUGGCUCACAUCUUGCCUCCCUCCCCAGCACCACCCCCUCCCAGGAGAGCAAAGCCAGGGGCUGCCUUGGUGCAGCCUCACCUCUGUUAACAACUUUUAAAGCCAUUUCAGUCAGUAGUAAUUAAAAACACUCCUCUGUCCUCUGUAUCAGGAACCAGAACUUCCCUCCCACUUGAUUCCCAGUCUUCGCUCUUAGCCCGAGCAGGAGCUGUUCCUGACACCUCCAGCUGGAGGUAACUGGCUGGGUAAGACACUCUGGCCUUGGCUACUUUUUUAUACUGUUACUUUUUAAGAAGCAACACAGAGAAAUGUCUGAGUAUUUCUUAAGUGCCACAGCUGCUCUUUAGGGCAGAUAAAGCUCAAAGGUCUCCGUUGCACAAAUUGCACAAUCAGAGCAGCGACAAAAAAAGCAAUAAAACGUCCUAAACCCACCCUCCCAAAUCACAAAAGCCAUUUGAGAUGUAGAGUUGUACACAAGGAAAGGUGCUCCAGAACCCCUCUGUGCCUUACAGGAAAGCAGGGAUGCCUUCCCUGCAGGAAUCCAUUGCAUUGGGAGCACUCCGGUGCUACUGCUGGAAUUCCAUCACACCGGCCUGACACUCAGGGGAGCUCCUGAAACUGCUUCCCCUAACUCAGGUGCACAACAAAACUAAUUGACUCCCCCUGUUUUAAAGCAGUUUUUACUACCUUCUGCACCUCUCCUCCACACUCUCAAGCAAUAGAAAGACCAAAAAAAAUAUGCAGGAAGUUUGAAACGUGUUGUUUAUUCUGUUCUUUUUUUUUUUUUUUGAAGUUCUCAGUUUUAGUUAUAUUAAAUGUAAACAUUUUACUCACUUCAUAGAAAGCUCUUUAUAGUACAAUUUGUUUUUACUGUAUAAUUAAAUAUUUUCAAAGUUCUGUUUUCCUUUGUAAACGAGUUGGUUUGGUAAUUAAAAAAAAACUGGUUAUA
Messenger RNA from Pseudopodoces humilis (Tibetan ground-tit), 3661 nucleotides. RefSeq names its product REL proto-oncogene, NF-kB subunit (gene REL). The record is from RefSeq and is a predicted model, not a curated record. NCBI's taxonomy places the organism in Eukaryota, Metazoa, Chordata, Aves, Passeriformes, Paridae. Gene Ontology annotation, cellular component: cytoplasm; nucleus. Gene Ontology annotation, molecular function: RNA polymerase II cis-regulatory region sequence-specific DNA binding; DNA-binding transcription factor activity, RNA polymerase II-specific. Gene Ontology annotation, biological process: positive regulation of transcription by RNA polymerase II; inflammatory response; canonical NF-kappaB signal transduction.